Molecule: messenger RNA, 4000 nt
Organism: Rattus norvegicus (Norway rat)
Lineage: Eukaryota; Metazoa; Chordata; Mammalia; Rodentia; Muridae
Source: RefSeq, a predicted model, not a curated record
GGUCAAGGUUAGCUCUGAGAACUGUGGAGCUCAUAGUUGUGGACCCGGAGGUGUUCAGUCUCACCUGCUUGGUGAAUUCCGCAGAUGUAAGUGAAGGAGAAGCCACUGUCCUGCCCUGAUUGUGAGUCACCUCUCUGAAGAGACCAGUGCAAGCAGAAGCCUAAACAUGCAUCAUGAAGAAUUAAUCUUGAUACUUUGUGUUCUCGUUGUUAAAAGUGCCCCGAAAAGUUGCAUUCGCCGGUCGCAAAUUCACGUAGUAGAGGGAGAGCCUUUUUAUCUGAAGCCCUGUGAUAUGUCUGCACCCAUGCAUAACAAUGAGACAGCCACCAUGAGAUGGUUCAAAGGCAAUGCUUCACAUGGCUACAGAGAGCUGAACAUGAGAAGCUCGCCCAGAAUCGCUUUUCAUGGUCACGCUUUGGAAUUCUGGCCAGUUGAGCUGGAGGACAAGGGAACGUACUUUUCUCAAGUGGGAAAUGAUCGUCAAAAUUGGACCUUAAAUGUCACCAAAAGAAACAAACACAGCUGCUUCUCUGAGAAGCUUGUGACGAACAGAGAUGUGGAGGUUAAGAAAUCUCUGUGGAUUACCUGUGAAAAUCCUAGCUAUGGAGAGCUGAUCAACCACACGUUGCUGUAUAAGAACUGUAAGGAAAUAUCCAAAACCCCAAUGAUCCUGAAGGAUGCCGAGUUUGGAGAUGAAGGUUAUUACUCCUGCGUGUUUUCUGUCCACCAUAACGGGCAACAGUACAACAUCACCAAGACUGUCAAUAUAACGGUUAUUGAAGGGAACAGUAAAAUAACUCCGGCUAUUUUUGGAUCAAAGUCUGCGAAGGUUGGUGUAGAACUAGGAGAAGAUGUGGAGCUGAACUGCAGUGCUGUGCUGAAUAGAAAUGAUCUGUUUUAUUGGAGCAUCAGGAAAGAGGACAGCUUAGACCCUAACGUGCAUGAAGACAGGAACGAGACAACAUGGACUUUUGAAGGCAAAUUGCAUGCUUCAAAAAUCCUGAGAAUUCAGAAAGUUACAGAAAAAUAUCUCAAUGUUUUAUAUAAUUGUACCGUGGCCAACGAAGAAGCCACAGACACCAAAAGCUUCAUCUUGGUGAGAAAAGAAACACCUGACAUCCAAGGCCAUGUCUUUAUGAGAGGAAUAACCAUGGUUGUUCUCACCUCUGUGGCAGCAGUGUGCGUGGUGAUUUUGUGCAUCAUUUAUAAAGUUGAUUUGGUUUUAUUCUAUAGACGUGUAGCAGAAAGAGACGAGACACUAACAGAUGGUAAAACAUAUGAUGCCUUUGUGUCUUACCUGAGAGAGUGUCAUCCUGAGAAUGGAGAAGAGUACACUUUUGCUGUGGAGACGUUACCCAGGGUCCUGGAGAAACAGUUUGGCUAUAAGUUGUGCAUAUUUGAAAGAGAUGUGGUGCCUGGUGGAGCUGUCGUUGAUGAGAUCCAUUCACUGAUAGAGAAAAGCCGGAGGCUAAUCAUCGUCCUCAGCAAGAGUUACAUGACUAAUGGAUCCAGGCUCGAGCUGGAGAGCGGACUCCACCAAGCACUGGUGGAGAGGAAGAUUAAAAUAAUCUUAAUCGAGUUUACUCCAGCCAGCAACAUCACCUUUCUCCCGCCGUCGCUGAAACUCCUCAAGUCCUACAGAGUUCUGAGGUGGAAGGCUGACAAGCCACUCUCUUCGAAAUCACGAUUCUGGAAGAAUCUUCUUUACCUGAUGCCUGCCAAAGCCGUCAAGCCAUGGAGAGAAGAAUCAGAGGCCCGGCCUGUUCUCUCAGCACCUUGAGCUUCAGACUAGCUCAGUGUUAAAGGGAAGUGAAGCCCUGCUAGAGGUCAUGUGUGUGUGCCUUUUCACAGCGGUGGCUGUGGUUCAAAGGACUGAAUUUUGUGAAUAUCCCUCCCACUCCCAGUUACGAGAUUUGUCAUUGGGUCAUCACAGAUGAAACAGAACCUUGACUGUGAUCCUGAACUCCCAGAAGACCUGGGGAUUCACGAGAAAUCAGUUUGUUAUGCUUCCUUCCCCUAGAGCAGUGGGUCUCAACCUGUGGGUUGUGGCCCCUUUUGCAAACCUCUAUCUUCAAAGAGAUUUAUGCUAUGAUUCAUAUCAGUAGCUAAAUUACAGUUAUGAAGUAACAAUGGCAAUAAUUUUAUGCUUGGGGGUCACCACCACGUGAUGAACUGUAUUACAGGAUCAAAGCAUUAGGAAGGUUGAGAACCACUGCCUCGGAGCUGGCAUUUCUCACUAUUCCAUUCAGCAAAGACGGAGGUGGGCAGGCAAACUGAUUUUAUCCCCAAAUAAGGGACCUCAUCAGGAUUUUUCAGCCAACAAUGGAUUCCAACUGGUGGUUUUUGCAUGGGCAGAGGUAUUUUCUAUGAACCAGUCUUUACUGCCUCUCAGGGGUACAUGGCUCUCAUGGGAGGUGGAAGGAGGGAGGGGAAGGUCUGGAUCCAGACAAGAGAAGGCUGAGUGAGAGAAAGCUCCAGGAACUUGGCUUCAGGGUGUUUGGUGCUGCAAGGUAGUUCUUAGAAACUCAGUCAGAGAUAAGACAGAGCUUCCUUAUUUCUUCAACCUUUUCUUAGGCCUUUGAAAUGGAAGCCUUGAUAUCAGUCACGGCAGACAGAACUUUAAGUUCAGAGAACUCAGUGGGCCUUUCAACUUUAGUGCCUUAAAGCCUUUGUUGGCUUUGUGUGGAUGUUUAUCUGGAGGAUCAUAUGAUGUGCUAAACUGUAACAAGCGAACAACAAUUGCUUGAUGUUUUUAUGAGCCAUUUCAAAUGCCCUCGCAUGCAGGCGGUCUCAGUGUGGUGGGGGCCGUGUGGUUGGGGCAGCCAAAUUUGAUGGACAAUCUUGGGAUUUCUGCUUCCAUCGUGAGCUCUAGAAUUUUAUCCAACUUCUCAUACUUCAAUUUCCUCAUCGCUAAAAUCACAGAGUUUAAAAUAAAUACACACAAGGGGACUAAGGACUGCUCUGCAAAUGCACUCUUACUGUUGAUAGCAGUACCGGUCCUUACUCAUGGCUGGCUCAGUGGAGGAAAUGAGCGCCAGAGAGUAGGCGGGGAAGCGGGUCCGCAAAGGGCAACAGCUUUCACAUGAGCAACAAACGGAGAGGACAGAGGAGAGACAUAGCAACAGAGAAAACACACAAACACACACACAGAAACAUACACAUACACAAACACAAACAUACACACACAUUCAAACACAAGCAUACACACACACAAACAUACAAACACACACACAAACAGAAACACACACACAAACACAUAUGAUCCUAGAUACACAAACAUAUAUACAGAAACACACAUUCAUAGACAAACACACAAACACAUAUACACACACACAUACAGACACCACAAAUAUACUUGCACAAACACACAGACCAACAGAAACACACACACACACACACACACACACACACACACACACACCACCUUCUGCUGAAAUAUGCAUUUCUGGGCACUGGAAGACACUUUAGUUUCUCUAAAGGGAACCUUCACACUGGGGCUUUCUCCACGGUUCAAAACAGUAGCUGUCUGUGAGAAUUGCUUAUGUGUGUGUGUGUGUGUGUGUGUGUGUGUGUGUGUGUGUGUGUGUGCCCAUGUGGGUGUAUGCUGACCUUGCAUAGAAAAGAAGAUUCAGAGAAGCCCAAAGCUGUGUGCAGGCUUGCAAAUGCCUGGGUUAAGCAGGAAUGUUCUAGGAAAGUCUGAAGUAGAGACUGUCCUAGAACAAAACAAAACAAAACAAAACAAAAAAGAAAAGCAAGAAGAAUGGGAUUCUCAAGUAAUUUUUGUAGCUCAUGACUUUGUGUGCUAUUUGACUGACUGAGAAAGAAAGGUAAAUUCAACCACCGUCUUACGUUCUGUGUGUGAGAACCUAGAUUCAGAAGAGAGUUUGUAGAGUUUGAGACGUGCUUCGUUCUUUUAUUACUUAUGCUUUGACAUGUGAAGUUUUUUCAUAUGAAAUGUAUUUUGCCUUAAAUUUGCCAAAUACAUACUUUAGAUUUGAAA